Eucalyptus grandis is the source of this 1257-nucleotide messenger RNA. RefSeq names its product vacuolar protein sorting-associated protein 24 homolog 1. The coding region runs from base 293 to 973 and encodes 226 amino acids. The transcript is spliced from 6 exons. Gene Ontology annotation, biological process: late endosome to vacuole transport; protein transport; endosome transport via multivesicular body sorting pathway. The record is from RefSeq and is a predicted model, not a curated record. Gene Ontology annotation, cellular component: ESCRT III complex; multivesicular body. Lineage: Eukaryota; Viridiplantae; Streptophyta; Magnoliopsida; Myrtales; Myrtaceae.
CGCAGGUUCCCCGUCCUUCCAUGAAAGUAACUCCGAGGUCAACACGGCCCUUGAUCCGUUCUUUUGGUCGGAGUCCCAGAUCAACGAUCAGCGACGAAAGGAGCAAAACGAAACCCAAAAAUCUCCGUACUAGCCAGAAUCGAGGGAUCCUUCCGAAACCUAAGUUCCUCAAUCCCCGAUCCAAUUCCAUCCCAUCAUCUUUCGAUCGUGGAUCUGCUCCCGAUCGGUGGUUUUUCCGAAUCGAUUCGAAGAAGAAGAGUAAGAAGAAGAAGCAGGGGAGGAAUCGCGGGCGAUGGAGAAGGUGAUGAGCAUGAUAAAGCCCAAGCCAAACCCUCAGCAGCAGCUGCGGGACUGGCAGCGUCGCCUCCGCCAGGAGUGCCGCAACAUCGAACGCCAAAUCCGAGAUAUUGAGAGGGAGGAGAAGAACGUGCAGAAGGCGAUCAAGGAAGCCGCUAAGAGAAAUGACAUGGGCUCAGCUAAGGCACUUGCUAAGGAAAUUGUGAUGUCCAAAAAAACAGUGAACCGUCUUUAUGAAAAUAAGGCACAACUGAACUCAAUAUCGAUGCACCUUGGAGAAAGUGUCGCAAUUGCUCGGACGGUGGGGCACUUGUCUAAGAGUUCUGAGGUUAUGAAGCUUGUUAAUGACCUUAUGAAAGCUCCUGAAAUGGCUGUUACGAUGAGAGACUUCAGCAAAGAAAUGACCAAGGCUGGUGUGAUAGAAGAAUUUGUGAAUGAUGCGGUUGACACGGCUCUCGACACGGAGGACAUGGAAGAGGAGAUAGACGAAGAGGUUGAUAAGGUCUUGACAGCCAUAGCCGGUGAGACAGCUGCUCAACUUCCAGAGGCAGUGAGGAAGCAAAAGGUGAAGCAAUCUGCUCAACCUACUGCAGAAGAGGACGAAGCGAUAGCCGAGGGUGUUGAUGAAAAAGAACUAGAAGAAAUAAGAGCUCGCCUCGAUAAAGUUAGGUCCUAGUUCCAAUUUUUCUACUGUUCCACACUUUGAGAGCGCAAGAGGCGGGGAAAGGAGGGGUAAACUCUAUUUAGCCUAACGUGGGAGGACUGCAGGUUCCCUUUACUGUAUUCUGAUUGAUGUAGAGGAGAUCCUAUAUAACACUUAACGGGUGAUGAAACAUGGUGUGAUGGUGUAUAAAUAUGCGAGUUAUGUAUAAACUUGAGCUCAUGGUGAAUAUUGGGCAUGUAAGUCAGACAAAUUUACGAUAUCAUGCAUCACUCAAGCCGGAGCUUCUAUUCUUUCAA